Messenger RNA from Vitrella brassicaformis, 1447 nucleotides. The record is from the annotation of a GenBank genome assembly. NCBI's taxonomy places the organism in Eukaryota, Vitrellaceae.
GUCGCAUCGACACCCGUGCAACGCGUGUUGGCACGCAUAUUUGUGACGGUCAUCCGUACGCACAUUGCAGUUCAGUAAAGUCAGUCCGUUUGGUUGCCGUACACGACGAAGAAGGGGUUGAGUUGGUCUUCCUUGUUGUACCGCAGAGCCUCACCCUCCUCACAUGGGGCACCACCAGCAGCCUGCAGGUAUGUAUGCAAAGCAGAAAGGGGAAUGGGGUGUGGUGUGGUGUCGGUGAGGGAUUGACGAGAGGCUUAGCUUACUUGGACGACUCUGCCGCCCGCCUCAUUGACGAUGGCGUGGGCAGCGCAGGUAUCCCGCUCACCUGUCACACCACACUCAGACAGAACAGGACAGGACAGGUAGCAGACAGACAAUGAGUAGCUAGACAGGUUGGCAACCAUCCCAUCCCCAGCGUGUGGCUCUGUCUGUUGGUGGAAGGAUGGAUGGGCUUAUAUCACUCACUGCAUACAUACACACAUACAUACCUACAUACCUACAUACGUACAUGUGUCAUGGAGUCUUGGAUAGACAUGGGCACUUCCCUCAGCAAUGAGCAUCAGCUUGAUCGAGGAACUGCCAAACCAAAGAAUGGAGAUCAAAGACACCACACCACACCACGACACAGACACACAUGUCAUGUCGCCGCCUUUUCCCCACAAGUAUUUUUGCCGUGCCGUAUGUAUACUCAGGACUCACUCAACUCACCCGAGAGACACGAGUGUUGGGUUCUUAUAUUUGUCGAUGAAUGCCUGAGUACGUCGGAGGGUGUCCCCUCUGUUUUGUGGCCGUGGGGCCACUAUGGUCAGGCCCUCGUCGUCCUUGCUGAAGGUCGCCGCAUGGAUCCUGCUGACCUCACCAUUCUCCUCCUUGUACGCACCUAACCCACACGACACAAAGUCGGCGCACACACGUGUCAGUUCAUCUAUGCCAGCACCUGCAAGCGCACUUACCGAGGCCUUGCGCGGCCCAGUAGGCGACGCCCUGUGCGGGGAUUGUCACCACACCAGCGAUGGGCGUGGGGCCCUGGCAGACGCCGAUGUUGACCGUAAACUGACCGUUCCCUGUGCACGAGCACACAGGGGAAUGACGUAUGAGAUGUGGAGUGGCACGGCAGGAACCCAUGUUUGAUGAAGUCCUUGGUGCCAUCGAGCGGGUCGACGCAGAAGUGGUGCUGCCAGUUCUUCCGCUCCUCGUAGGCCAGGCUCUCGUUCUCCUCGCUCACGAUGGGCAGGUUGGGAUAGAGCGUGCUCAGCGCCUCACAGAUGACCCUGUUGGCCUCCCGGUUGGCCGCUGUCAGGGGCGAGGCGUCGCUCUUCAUCUCAACCUCCCAUUUGUCCUUCUCGCCCUCAUAGAUGGCCAUAAUGGCCACACCAGCACGCUUUGCUAUCUUGACAACCUCCAAGACGUCCACCGAAGUGCUCCCGCACUGCACAUUCAUCGUCGG